Molecule: messenger RNA, 2469 nt
Organism: Cajanus cajan (pigeon pea)
Lineage: Eukaryota; Viridiplantae; Streptophyta; Magnoliopsida; Fabales; Fabaceae
Source: RefSeq, a predicted model, not a curated record
AGUUGUGGUCUUAUUUUAUAUACUAAUAAUAGAUUGAUUAUCUAGUGAUUUCUGAUAUAUAUAUAUAUAUAUAUAUUAAGUCUAUUUGGUCAUUGAAAUUACAGGAUUUAGUAAUUAGGUAGUGAAGGGAAAACAAAGAGAAUUGAUAAUCUAAAUAAUUAGAUAUUCGAUUGAUAUGGUGUGUUAAUAGCUUGAUACAAAAUACUGGCCUUGUGGUCUUAUUUUAUAUAUAAUAACUAUGUCAAUUACUAUUAUGGUGCACUACGACAAGUCGAAGUCCAUUAUAGCAUGACUACUAACCAAAGUUAAUAGUUUCACAAUAAUCUCCGGUUCAUGGUAUGACUAUGAAUAUGCUAAUUAAGUCAAUUACUAUUGUGGUGUUACUAAGAUAAGGUGAAGUCCAUUAUUGUAUUACCACUAUCUAUAGUUGAUAGGUUCACAAUAGUAUUCAGUAUGUGGUAAGAGCAUAGAUAAGCAGUAUAUGACCUUGUGAUUAUCAGCAGUAUUGCCAAGCAUUAUCAACAUCAUUGUAUUGUAACUUCCAUCCAAUUCAAUACAAUGUAGGAAGUUCUAUCAGAUUUUUGUUUUCUAUAAUCAAGAAUUCUAAAUGUCAAGAUUAAUUGUUCUAAAUAAAUUGAAAUACAAAGAAUUGAGGCUAUUUUGUCCAAACUACUUCUCGUGCACAUUUGAACUUUAUUGUUAUUUGAACUUCAUUGUUAUUUGUGGUCUAGUACUGUUUAAAUGCUAUUAUGUUUAAUGUUAUUUACCGGAAAAAUUGCAAAAUGAAAUAUAAAAUUGUUUUGAAAUGAAGCUUUUGAGAGAGUUUGUCGGAAAGAACAUCCUGGCUAUGUACGUGGUAUGGGACUUGGAGUUAGGCCAUUAUUAGAGAAUAAGAUCAGUUGUUAGUUAGUUUAGUUAGUUUUCUGUUAAUUCUGUUUUGGGGUUAUUUUGGCUAACUCUUAAUAUAAGUGUGUAGAGGCUUGCUAUUUGAAAUACACAGAAUCAUUUUAUUCAGACAUUCUUUUUCUCCUCCACUCUCUUUUCGUUUUAUGGUAUCAAGAGCAAUCUCAAGGAGAGCUCCGUCGUGCCACACUCUGAUCCAACAUGGCUGAAGAAGAAAGUUCUUUAAAACAAACCAACAUCAAGAAAGGAGAUGAGUCACAGAAUCCCAACAGCCCCUACUAUCUUCAUCCGGGUGAAAAUAUCAACACCCUCACUGUUUCCCCUGUUCUUGAUGGCCCAAAUUACCAUUCUUGGAGCAAGUUAAUGAAGAGAGGACUUCAAUCAAGAAACAAAUACAAAUUUGUAGAUGGAACGAUCAAAGAACCACCAGCCAAUGACUCCUUGCAUGAUGUUUGGAUAAGGUGCAAUACGAUGGUCAUUUCUUGGAUAACUCGAUCUGUUUCUUUGCAGAUUGCACAAAGCAUUGUAUAUAUUGACAAUGCAGAGGACUUAUGGAAGGAUUUGAGAGACAGAUUCUCGAAAGGAGACCAUUUCAGGAUGUCUGACCUCCUACAGGAAAUUCACUCCAUCAAACAAGGAGAAAGAACUAUUUCCACUUAUCAUAUAGAUUUAAAAAUUCUAUGGGAGGAGUUAGAAAUCUUGAGGCCUAUCCCAGCAUGCUCCUGCACAGUAAAAUGCACCUGUGAGCUGGUGAAAACUGUGAGAAAUUACAAGGAAACUGAAUAUGUCAUCUGCUUCCUCAAAGGCUUGAAUGACUCCUACAACACUGUCAGAUCCCAGGUACUAAUGAUGGACCCUUUACCUAACAUUAACAAAGUUUUCUCUCUUGUUUUGCAACAAGAAAGGCAGGUCUUAGGGAACUUGCUUCAGGAAGUCAAUCUGGUGGCAAGCAUAACAAACAAUAAACAAUCUUUUGGAGGAAGAAAUGGAUCCUCAUCCGGAAGAGGAAGAGGAAGAUUUAAUCAAAGGAAUUUUAGCAACCAACCACAAAAAAUCUGCACAUUUUGUGGAAAAGAACGGCACACAGUGGAGACGUGUUAUUUCAAACAUGGAUUUCCUCCGAAUUUCAAUUUCAAAAAUAAAAGACAAACAUCAACUGUGAACUCCUACCCCUCAGAUUCCGCUCCCUCACCUACCACUGUUGAAGGCAGUGAUCACAAAAUUAUUGGAAAGGAAUACACUGAGGUAAGUUGUACCAUUACAACUAAACAAUAUAAUCAACUUAUGGAGAUACUCAAGGGAUCAAAUGUAAGUGGAGAAACUCAUGUUGUAGACAAUCUCCAACAACAUCCAGGAUCACAACAACAAACUGAUGAUUGGUCCUGCUAAUCUUCAAUGCAAUCUGUAUAUCCUUCAAAGGCAAAAUUUUUCAGAGAAUAAGAUCGUUAAUUCUGCUAGAACUUCCAGUGACAACAAUAUGAAUAAUUCCAAUUUUGAUUUGUGGCAUUAUAGACUAGGUCAUCCAUCUGAUUCUGUUUUACAACAAAUAAAAGGACAAUUUCCUUA